AUGGAAGAAGGAACCGCCAGCACCAACCCUUUGGAACCUCCGCCGCUCCCUUACUCAUUACGGACACGAAAGAAGUCAAUCGCGAUUUUUUGGAUAUUAUUCGUUAUUGAUGCCCUCGCUCAACCCAUAGCGCUUUACUUUGGUCUGUGGUAUGGCACUAACCUGUCGCAUAACUUGGUCUUUACCAUUGUGACAGCUUCAUUGGGAGGAAUUUCUGUAUUUGAAUACUUCUACCGGCUCUAUAACUUGUUCCGAAAGGAUUCUCGCGCUCGACCGUUGAACGCACGAAAAUCAUGGCUGGAUUUCUUCCAUAUCAAUUUCACCAUCGUCUGGCUGAUCCUCGCCGUUGAACUCAUCGUGGGAACCGUCCAGCCGGAACCCUAUGUGCGACUAGUAGCCAUGGUUCUCCCAAGCGUCAUGUUCUACUUCGGUGGUGUCUACUUGGCCCUCGAUAUUCUCCGUGUGCUAGGUUUCAAGGCUCCUUUCCGAAUUUCCUCGACCCCAAAGGGCUCUACAAUGCCCACAGCUUUAUAUGUCAUGAUCGAAGAUGUGGUAGCAGUGGAUGGGGGCGGGGGCCAGAAGUUCCGGUAUGCCCUUCGAGUCCGGUAUCUUUCAAGCCCAUACUUCCGCCGUAUGCUCUUUCAAAUGAACUGUUUCUGGGCCGGGGGCUCCAUUAUUUUUGCCGCCGCCAUCACUGCAAUUGUUUUUACGACACCAAGACCUGUUGCAUACACGCUUGGGUGGUCCUUGCCGUUCGCUUGGGCCGGCGUCUGGACGCUAAUUACCAUCCCGUGGGUCCAAAGUGAUCUUCGUCGUGAGAAGAAGGCAUGGGCUGAAAACCGCGGUCAAGGAGGUAUUCCAUACACGGAUGAUAUUAGCGCGCCGGCUGAUCGGACUCGCCUCGAGUCAAUACACGAACAUUUAUGGCCUUGGGGCCGCGAGAAAAACAAGGAAAAGCCCUCUACACAAUCUACCCCGUCUGACGGCCAUUCAAACGUAUGA
Aspergillus pseudonomiae is the source of this 1002-nucleotide messenger RNA. RefSeq lists its product as uncharacterized. The record is from RefSeq and is a predicted model, not a curated record. The transcript has 6 exons. Bases 1 to 1002 code for a protein of 333 amino acids. Lineage: Eukaryota; Fungi; Ascomycota; Eurotiomycetes; Eurotiales; Aspergillaceae.